This is a messenger RNA of Trichomycterus rosablanca, 859 nucleotides long. It is a transcript of the gene lyrm5a, whose product is annotated as LYR motif containing 5a. Gene Ontology annotation, cellular component: mitochondrion. Gene Ontology annotation, biological process: respiratory electron transport chain. NCBI's taxonomy places the organism in Eukaryota, Metazoa, Chordata, Actinopteri, Siluriformes, Trichomycteridae. The transcript has 2 exons. The record is from RefSeq and is a predicted model, not a curated record. Bases 278 to 535 code for a protein of 85 amino acids.
UAUUUGUCCACCUAGUUUUACUAUAGUCUUCUUUCAUGAUUAAGGUAAAGAGAGUAUUGGUGCUUUCUACAUUGUCUGCUCUUUGUAUUAUACUAAAUGUAAUGUUAAAGUAGCACACCAUCACUGUUUGCCAAUCAAAAGGCACCUUUGAAACAUGGUGAGUGUACAAAAAUUGAAGCCAAUAGGAAAGAUUAACUUACUAAUUUUUUAAUGCCAUUUUUUUUGUUUGGGCUUUAUUUUUUGAAAAGGUCAUUUAGCAUCUUGGAAAAGUAAGAAGAUGAGCAACCCACUGAGGGGAGAAGUUAUCCGACUGUACAAGAAUCUCCUCUAUCUUGGAAGAGAGUACCCUAAAGGAAGUGUAUACUUCAGGGAGCGCUUGAAAGCAGCUUUUAUGAAAAACAGAGACGUGACGGACCCCGAGAAGAUCCAGAAGUUAGUUGAUCGAGGAGAGUUUGUGAUUAAGGAGCUUGAAGCCAUGUAUUUCCUGAGAAAAUACAGAGCUAUGAAGAAACGUUAUUAUGAACCAGAACACUAACACUCUCUACCCAUAUAUAAAUAAGGGGGAAUACAAUUAAGACAUUUUAUUCAAAUGACAUGAUAUGUUUUUUAUUUGUUCUAGAGAAGAAUGUUACAUAGAAUCAUCUCAACACUGUUCACAUGCAGGCUGUGUUUCUAUAUAAGUCUAUUAUGAGUGAUAAACCAAGAAACACAUAAUAAUGAUUUCUGAAAUGUAUUUAAAACAGCAGUAAUUUGCUGUCAGAACCGAAGCCAAAACUUGCUAAACUGCCACUGACCUUGUACAUACUGUUUAUAAUAAUUGAUGGCUGAUACAGAAAUAAAUGAGUAGUUUAGGAAUUUA